Messenger RNA from Fusarium redolens, 2309 nucleotides. RefSeq lists its product as uncharacterized. The record is from RefSeq and is a predicted model, not a curated record. The transcript has 3 exons. The coding region runs from base 411 to 2150 and encodes 579 amino acids. NCBI's taxonomy places the organism in Eukaryota, Fungi, Ascomycota, Sordariomycetes, Hypocreales, Nectriaceae.
CUCCGCGUCAUCAGUCUGACCGUGCCAAUUAAUCGAUAUCCGAUGCCAAUGUGCGCUUGUUUCGCAAAAUGAAACGCAAUUACUCCGGAGCCCCCAUUAUGUCGGCUUAUCGGGCAUCUCGACUGCCAGUUUCGUGCCGCCCUUGCCGCGAGAAGAAGCGCCGUUGUGAUCGCAACCAACCUUGUUCGAAUUGUACCCAACGGUGCCUCACUUGCGUUUACGAGAAUGGCAGUCGAGCCACUAAUUCAUUGGAGAGUGAUACAGUGCCAAAUCGAAAUCUUGGCGAGGCUUCAGUCGACUUGAACGAAAGCACAAUGGCGUUCUCCCCUCUGAGACAGUUGGAUCUGUCAGCCAACCUCUUCCCCAUGUACACCAACCAGCUGUGCUAAUGGUAUUUCAGAAACAAGGACAUGCUUGACAGACUGACUAAACUAGAGAAAGCCGUCUUCCCAAAUGGAGCUCAGGUAUCGCAGCCUACCCAGUCAGAACCAACUUCCUCCCGCCGCAAGUUGUUUAACUGCCAUAUUGAGACUACCUCAAAUAACACAUCUGCUUCCAUCAAUGCGCGCUUGAACCAUUUGACGUCGAAUCUUCCGCCUGCCCACCAAGCAUAUCUGCUAUGCGAACACUUCGUUUCCACCAUUCAACCUACGUUCGGUGUCCUGCAUGUACCGUCGACUAGAAUACUCGUUCGGCAAGUCUAUAGCGCCAUGGACACUGACCAUGAAAUGCCAAAGAUUAAUGAGUUGCUCAUGCUUUUCAGCAUCUUUGCUGGUGCAGCUUUAGCCUGGACAGAUGAACUUCUUCAUAAGCUUGAAGCAACGAAAGAGAACGCCGCAUCGGCCUUCGACUGUUAUUUUCACUCUGCUCUGUCGAUUGUUGAAGAUGCUCAUACACCACUACCGCCGUUGGUCGAAGUUGUCUCAGCGAUAUCUACCCUUGCACACGUGGCCAUCAACUCCGAUGAUGUCGUUCCAAUCAAAGCGUUGAAUCUUAGAAGCCGGUGCUACCUGAUGUGCCGCGAAAUGAUGAUUCAUCGCUUGGAUAGCCCGGUAGCCCAGAAGGAGAGAGAAGUAAGCGUGGCUAACGAGAUUGACCUGGAGGUUCAGAGACGUGUAUGGUGGAACAUGGUUGCUUCUGACUGGUUAACUUCAUUAUCCGGGAGCUCUCAGGAGGGUGUCUAUACGUUCAUCCCAAGACUGAUGAGAGUCAAACAACCGCGUAACGUUGACGACAUUGACCUCAAAAUGUCAGGCGAUAUGCCUGAUUUACCUAUCUCCGUUCCAACGGACAUGACCUUUUUCCUCCUGCGACUCAGGACGGCGGAGAUAGCUCGCGAGAUUGUCGAUACCAUUCCGCCCCUGGCCGACGACUCCCCUGAAGAAGACUAUGAAGUAAUUCUUCAGCUUGACAAGAAACUACAAGACUUUGCCAAGUGUCUUCCUGAAUUCUGCAAGCUCGACCCGGAGAGUAUGCAGAAGUCCAAAGAGAUCUGCGAAGAGAGACCGUCCAUUUACUGGCAGAGGAUAAGCCUUCACCUCGGUAUACAUGCACGGAUUUGCCGACUUCACCGCCCUUAUCAUCUGGCGGCUUACACAGAUCCCCGAUAUUCCUACUCUCGCACAACGAUCCUCAAUUCAGCAUACAAGAUUCUGGAACUCAGACGCAUGAUGGAUGACCCGCUUGCUAAGCUCAACUUUAGACCUGAGAGGUAUUUGGUCAUCUUCUUGCACGUCACCUCAGCCGCCAUAGCGUUGGCCGUUGACCUAUCGCACAACCCAGAUGAACCCGAUGCAGAUACCGUGAAAGAGAAGGUUCAGGUCGCUUAUGAGAUGUUGAACAAGUCAAGAAAGAACGCUCAGAGCUUGAUCAAAGGCAUUGAGAAGAAUAUGGAACAGGUCAUGGGGACUUUGCAGAAGCAGCGUACGAACGCGAUGACAUCGGCUUCACCGGGUACGACACCAAGCGCGAAUUUAAAUUCUGUCCCUGACAUGAAUGAUGUGACUAUGGGCAUGUCGCAAGAUGGAUUUGGGGAUCAACAUUCACACCAGCUCUGGUCAGACUUUUUGGCUUCUGUCCCUGACCUUGAAGAGUUUCAGUGGACUUCUCUUCUGCAAGACCUGGACUUUGAUCUUAGUCACUUCAGUUAAGAAGUUUGAAGCACGGUGUUGGACGCAUUGCAGCGUGAAGCUAUCAUGAUGCAUGUAUCAUGAGAAGCAAUUUGCCGGCCAGGUAACCCGCUUGUCGAUUUGCUGUAACCUGCAAUAAGGCAAGAUAUGUCUUGGAUAAUAUUACUAUACUAUAUAAAG